Molecule: messenger RNA, 711 nt
Organism: Lactuca virosa
Lineage: Eukaryota; Viridiplantae; Streptophyta; Magnoliopsida; Asterales; Asteraceae
Source: the annotation of a GenBank genome assembly
AUGCCAUCUGAUUCCUGCGAUCACCGGCGAACUACCAUCGCAAAGACGCACAACGUCGGUGGUUGUGGUGGUGCUGCUGGUGCAGGUGCACCGCCGCCUGAACCCGAACACCUUCCGUGUCCACGUUGCGAUUCUACCAACACUAAAUUCUGUUACUACAACAACUACAACUUCUCUCAGCCGCGUCAUUUCUGCAAAGGAUGUCGCCGUUACUGGACUCACGGUGGCACUCUUCGCGAUAUCCCCAUCGGCGGUGGAAGCCGGAAGAAUGCUAAACGUUCUCGUGUCACCACCAACGCUCAUGGCAACUCUAGUAUUUCGCAUUCUUUGGAAUUCCGUCAUAUGGCUCCGCCGACUGGUACCCCGAUCUUGAUUCCGUUUGCCGGUGAGCACGGCGGAGGAUUGCAUUUUCUCGGCGAAGGGAAGUCCGGGAUGAGUAUGUGUGAGAGUUUUACGUCGUUGUUGAAUAAUACACAUGGGCCUGGUUUCUUUGGAGUCGGAGGAUUUGAAGAUGGGAGCUUUGGUUUUGGAAGGUCGAUUUGGCCGUUUGCCGGAAUCGGAGACGGUGGUUCUGUUCAGUAUGCGGCGGGUGGUGGUGGCGGCGGAGGGAGUAUGAUCGGCGGUGGGCAUACGUGGCAGGUGGAGAGUGGAGAUGGUGGAGAUUGUUUUACUUUGCCGGAUCUUGCUAUUUCUACACCUGGAAUGAUAUGA